AUGGACUUUCUGCGCUCGUCGUUGCGUCUUGCACGCCAAGCACGAGCUGCGCGAAAGCGCUUCGUCGUUCCCGCAUCCGUGGCGGACGAUUUCGCAGUGGCGUGCGGUGGUGCUCACACGCUCGUUCUGACAGCGGAUGGCAGGGUGUACAGCACGGGUCUCAACGACCAAGGGCAGCUGGGGUUGGGAGACUCAACCGCUCCACCAUACGUCACUUCACCCAAAGAGGUGGUCGGCUUUGAUCGGCCUGUAGUGGCCAUUGCAGCUGCUGCCUUCCACUCAGCAGCAAUAGAUGAGGCCGGCCAAAUGUAUUUGUGGGGCGGCAAUGCCACCCGCCAGCUUGGACUCGGCUCACGCGCCCCAUCCAAGGUGCAUUCGCCGCGUGUCCCUGAGGCGCUGGUGGGAGUGAGCAUCCAACACAUGGCCCUGGGGGGUCAACACACCCUCGCUGUCACUGCCGAUGGUCAGCUGCUCUCGUGGGGAAAGGGCCUGCUGGGUCACGGCCCGCUGCCGCUCUUCUCCCGCCUCUCCAGGAAAUCCAGUGAGUCCAUCCCGCGGCUCGUGAAGGCCAUGGCAAGCACCAAGGGCCUGGGGGAUGAGAAGGAUCGGGAGGAACCGGUGGAGCUGAGAUCUCUGCAGCAUGCUGUAACGGAUGUGGCGUGUGGUGGUUACCACACCGCUGCUGUCACAGCAUUCCGUUCCCUGACUCCUGCUCUCGCCCCGCGCCCUUCAUAUCGCUCAUGCGCUUCCCACCCUACUCACCCCUCCUCAUGCCACGUGGCAGCGGGCGAUUGGCUGCAGGGGCCGUACGUGUACGCGCUGUACCAGCACUACGGGUACGACAAGGGCGACAUCGGCCGCCUCUUCAUCGCUGGAUUCGGGUCCUCCAUGGUCUUUGGCACCAUCGUGGGGUCGCUGGCAGACCGCCAUGGGCGUCGCCUGGCCUGCGUGCUCUACUGCAUUACAUACAUCCUGAGCUGUCUCACCAAGCACUUCCCGGCCUUCUCCAUCCUCGUGCUGGGUCGUGUGCUGGGCGGCAUAGCCACCUCGCUGCUCUUCUCCGCCUUUGAGUCCUGGCUCGUCGCUGAGCACUUUGCUCGGGGUUUUGAGCCGCCCUGGUUGUCGAUCACAUUCUCCAAAGCCAUCUUCCUGGGAAAUGGCCUCGUGGCGAUACUUUCAGGCCUGGUGGCCAACGUGCUGGUAACAGACCUCAACCUCGGCCCAGUAGCGCCCUUUGAUGCCGCAUCAGUGCUGCUAGCGGGGGGAAUGGCGGUGAUAGUGGGCACGUGGAGUGAGAACUAUGGGGACUCUGAUCAGUCGCACGGGCUGCUGCUGCAGUUCCAACUCGCCUACCAUGCCAUCGCCUCAGAUGAGAAGAUUGCCAUUCUAGGAGCCAUCCAGUCGCUCUUCGAGGCCAGCAUGUACACGUUCGUGUUCCUCUGGACGCCAGCGCUCGCCCCUUCACAGCAGGCCAUACCGCACGGCUUCAUCUUCUCGCUCUUCAUGCUCGCAUCCAUGCUCGGCUCCUCCCUGGCCUCCCGCCUCAUGGGCCGUGCGGGGCUGAAGGUCGAGGUCUACAUGCAGGCUGUCUUUGCCAUCUCCUCGCUCUCGCUGCUCCUUCCGUGCAUCGUCAAUUGGUUCUUGGAGCCCCACCCCCCUCCAGGGGGUGGCAUCACAGCAGGAGGCCGCGUGCAGCUAGCGGGGCUCUGUGUGUUUGAGGCAUGUGUGGGCGUGUCCUGGCCGUCGCUCAUGCCCUCUUAUCCACACACUCCCUCUCACUCCGCCUCUCCACCUCCCAUUCCCCAGUGGGUCCUGGAGCCCCACCCUCCACCAGGGGGCGGCAUCACACCGGGAGGCCGCGUGCAGCUGGCGGGGUUCUGUGUGUUUGAGGCGUGUGUGGGCGUGUUCUGGCCGUCGCUCAUGCGCAUGCGAGCACAGUACCUGCCAGAGGAGUCCCGAUCCACCAUCAUGAACUUCUUCCGCGUCCCCCUCAACGUCUUCGUCUGCCUUGUUCUCUACCACGUGCGAGCCUUCCCAAUGACGGCCAUGUUCCUCAUGUGCUCGCUCUUCCUCGCCAUCGCUGCUCUCCUGCAGCGCCGCCUGCUCCACCUCGCUCUCAGCGCCCUGCCCCAGGCUCCUCUUCCCCUCGUGCUCAACCUCCCUACGCUCUGCGUGUUCUUCCUCACUCCCCCCUAUCCGCCCAUCAGCCAUAGCGAAUCAGACCCCGAGUCCCAUUGA
Closterium sp. NIES-65 is the source of this 2238-nucleotide messenger RNA. The record is from the annotation of a GenBank genome assembly. Lineage: Eukaryota; Viridiplantae; Streptophyta; Zygnematophyceae; Desmidiales; Closteriaceae.